Rubroshorea leprosula is the source of this 1658-nucleotide messenger RNA. Lineage: Eukaryota; Viridiplantae; Streptophyta; Magnoliopsida; Malvales; Dipterocarpaceae. The record is from the annotation of a GenBank genome assembly.
CACAACUUGUCUUCUCACCAUAUUUCACAAACAUAAGAGGUUUCAGCUUAUUUGAGGAAUUAACAAACCAUUUGAAGCCUUUCCCCGAAAAAAAAAAAAAAAAGGGCCCUUUUGAAGGGGAGAAUGCUAGAAAGCGUUUACAUACUGAGAUUUUCAGGAGUAUUCCUCUUUCUUACUCUCCAUGACAAAUUCCGGUUCUCAUGAUCUACUACGGAUUUCCCAAAAUGCUGAAAUUCUGCCCCAUGAAAACAUGGACGAUCAAGGAAACAUGUUGCGUUCAAGUGAUUCAGCAGAGCAAUUCCGAUGCUGGCUGGACUCGUUCCUCGAAGAUGAAGAAACACCGGAGCUUGAUAAAACCAAUCAAAUUGAAGUUGGUCCCUCACAGUCGCUGUCGCUGUCGCAACAAGCUACAGCAAAUCUUCUUGAGGCGAACAAUGAAGCAGGACCAUCUAAUGAUUCAAACCAACAGAGGAAAAGGGGUCGUAAAGCCAAACUAACCGAGCAUGAAAGGAAGGAAAAUAAAAGAAGAAGUGAUAAAAAUCACCGUGCCAAAAAGAAGCAAAAUGUUGCAGACUUAGAAAGACAGAAGGCGGAAUUAUCUUCUAUGGUUCAAUCGAUGCAGAAGACACUUCAUGAAGCAUUGAUGGAAAACCAACAGCUGCAAUUUCUGGCAGAUAGUUUGAACACUGCUUUACAGGAACAUAGAAAAGAGGUUAACAAAAUAAAGGAUUGUCAAGACAUAAACCCCAAUUGUCAAGAAGCUACGUCUACUGACUGUGACCUGUUGGAAGAUCCUGAAUUGCUAAAAUGGUUGGGGCCUGCUAUUGUUUCUGGUGCUACUAGUUCUCAAACUAUUAUAUGCGACACCAAUGCACCUGCAACUGAAUUUUUUAGGAAACUUGAUGCGGAUGAAAUGAGCAAUGUCAAGUUCCAAGACUUCACAGACUUGGAUGGGGAGCACGGAACUGUUGGGAGGUACCAAAUCCCAUUGUCUUUAGUACCUACUGCUGUGAAAAUAUUUAAGGUUUAUGGUGAUGUUUGCGCAACCAGCAAAAUGAACUCAAGUAUUACUAGAAAUGUCUAUAUUCUGUUCUGUGCAACAAUUAAAGAGAUGGGUGACCUUUCACUUGAGCAAGUUACUGAGGGGAAGAUGUUGAAGUGGAGAGAUGCAAUCAAGGAUGCAUUGCGUAUUGAGUUUGAAGCGGAAUUUGCCAUGGAACAUCUGAAGAAAAUCGCUUGUGGUUACUUUGGUCUGAAAGCACGCAGUGAAGUUGAGAGCAUAGAUAUCAAAAUCUCAAAAUUAGAGGCUCACCUAAAUGGAUUAAAGAAGCGCAAGGUGUGCAUAGAAAUUGCGAACGAGUUUGAUGGUAAGUUGGUCAGUGAAGUUCUAUGGCGUUAAGUAGUGUGUUGGCACAUUUGCCUAUCCUUAAAAUAAAAUUGAAAGAAAAUGUGUAGCCUCUGUAGGAAAAGAUAUUUGAUUUUGCUUUUCAUUUUCAUUUGUUCUAUUGUGUUUCUUAUUCUGUAUUUCUAGUGUGAUUUGCUUGUGUAAUUGUUUUGUUAAAGAACAAUCUAAGAUGUAGAAUUUGCCAUUUGCUCUAUUGAAAUUUUUUUUUGAUAUUCUUAGAAGUGAACACUACACAUAAAUAGAAUUAUUCAAA